AACCUGCAGGCAGGCAUCAGGUAGUUUCGUGCGGUUGUUGAUUGAAACGUCAAACCAAAACAUAAACAAAAAGUGCACGAACGAUUGAUUACCUGUUCCAGCGCAAAGGCGCGGGUGUCUUUCGGUGAGAAUUGGAGGCAAUUGACGCCAAAAUUCGGGUAUUUCAUCAAGUGAAUGAGUAAUUUUUUUUUGUCCGUAAAAAAACACGACGUCGUAGAUCUCUCGAACGGUUCAAUUUGUCUCUGUGUUGUGGUGCAGUGUUAGAAAAGCAUGAAUGAACACAUUCACUGAUGGUUGUUGGUGCUCGUUAAUGACUGAGGACUGCACGAAAGCCACCGUCGUCUGGCUGACGGUGAUUAACAAGUAAACAUCAUUCUGUCUGCCAUAUUCAUUUCGGGCGUAGUCGGGCCAAACCCCUUUGAGUGAAACAAGUGUUUUUUAGUGAAAAAUGUUAAAUUUUUCCACUUAAUUCCUGAUCAAACAUAAACGAUUUGAUAGUUGCGGCUCGGUGCGACGUGCUUGCGGUGUUUAAUAAUGGCAAUUUUGUGGCGUUGCUGCGCACUGGUGGCAUUUCUGGUCGCGGUGGGUGUGUUAGCUCAGUACGAAUGGCAACCGAGGGAUGCCUUCGACGAGGUCAAAGUCAAAUUUGACCGUGCUACCGCUGACAAUUGUCCGAUUCUGCACGUUGCCGAUCUGUUCCUGCCGGAUGACACCGUGUCCCAUCUGCCGGACAUCAAAGAAUUCGACCAGAAUCCAAUCUUCCCGAAUCGAACGGCACUGCUGUUGCUGCACAACAUGGCGCUAACCCGUGGUUUCUUCUGGAGCUACAUUCUGCAGAGCCGAUUCAUUCGACCGGCCAUCAACGAUACGUACGAUCCGGGUAUGAUGUACUACUUUUUGUCCUCCGUAGCGGAUGUGUCCGCCAAUCCAUCGAUCAACGCUUCGGCAGUGUACUUUUCACCCAACACAUCCUUCUCGUCGUCCUACCGAGGCUUCUUCAACAAAACAUUCCCCCGAUUUGCUCCGCGAGCUCACCGGCUGGACGAUUUCAACGAUCCGAUUCAUCUGCACAAAAUUUCCACCAUGAACACGUUUGACGUGCGAGACUUGGGAGCCUUCUCGCCGGACUCCAUUUCACACGAUUACUCCACCGAUUACUACAAAAUCAACGAAUGGUACAAGGCUUGGUUGCCCGAUAUAGUACAGAAUAGGCACGACACCAAAACCACCUACCAGGUUGAGAUCCGAUACGCAAACAAUACGAACGAAACGUUUACCUUCCACGGACCACCGGGGGCCGACGAAGAUCCCGGUCCGGUUAAGUUCACUCGACCCUACUUCGACUGUGGCCGCUCGAACCGGUGGCUGGUGGCGGCAGUUGUCCCGAUUGCCGAUAUCUACCCGCGACACACCCAGUUCCGGCACAUUGAAUAUCCGAGGUACACCGGCGUGUCGGUGGUCGAGAUGGACUUCGAGCGUAUCGACAUUAACCAGUGCCCGAAAGGUGAAGGCAACAAGGGUAAGAACAAGUUUGCGGAUACGUCCCGGUGUAAGAAGGAUACGACCGAGUGUGAACCCCUGGACGGCUGGGGUUUCCGUCGGGGAGGCUACCAGUGUCGCUGCAAGCCCGGCUAUCGGCUUCCGUCGGUAGUGCGUCGACCGUACCUAGGGGAAAUCCUGGAACGAGCUUCCGACGAGCAGUACUACAACGGGUUCGAUUGUAAGAAGGUUGGCUGGAUGCAGAAGAUUCCGAUCGAAUGGUACCGGCUGCCGGAGUACACUCGUGACAAGUACCUGAGCCACUACUACGAGUACAAGAACUUCAGCAAAGGACCGACUUCUGUGCACACGGAAAAGAUGAACGUCAAUGAAGCGUUGAACUUUGUGCUGGGAGUUAACGAGCACACGUGCCAGAAUUUCCACCCGCAAGAUCUGACACUGAACGGAGAUAUGAGCUUCGGAGCGGACAAGCAGUUCGUCAACGAAGCCAAGAUGGCACUGCGUUUGGCAAACUUUAUCAGCGCUUUCCUCCAGGUUUCCGAUCCACUUGAAGUGUACUCCGGCAAAAGGGUGGCUGAUAAACCGCUGACCGAGGACCAAAUGAUGGGAGAAACGCUGGCCCUGGUGAUGGGAAAUUCAAAGAUCUGGACUGCCGCCACCUACUGGGAACGUAGCAAAUUCCCGAACCGUACGCUGUUUGCCCCGUACGCCUACAAAACUCAGAAGAAUACACGGAAAUUUAAAAUGGAAGAUGUAGCCCGUAACAACAAAACCGGCCAGGAUUACACCGAGCUGCCGUACUUCAAACUGUUGAAACAGCGGUGGGCCGCAAACUUUGACUCGCUGGAGAAGAACUACAUGAAGAUGCGUAUUCGACACAACGAAACCGGCGAACACCUGCAAAAGUACGAACGGUUCCCGAACUUCUAUCAUGCGGCCACGCUGGACCAUGGUUUCUGGACAACGCCCCAGUUCCACUGUAAGGGUUACGUCAAAAAGUGGCUCAUAACCUACGCGGCACCCUUCUUCGGCUGGGACAGCCUGAAGGUGAAACUCGAGUUCAAGGGAGUCGUUGCAGUUUCGAUGAAUAUGCUACAGCUGGAUAUCAACCAGUGUCCGGAUGACUAUUACGUACCGAAUGCAUUCAAAAAUACCCACAAAUGCCACGAGAAGAGUUCAUAUUGUGUCCCGAUUCAGGGCCGUGAGUACGAACUGGGCGGCUACAAGUGCGAGUGUCUGCAGGGCUUCGAGUAUCCGUACGAGGACCCGAUCACGUACUUCGAUGGCCAGCUGGUCGAAGCCGAGUUCAUCAACAUCGUGAACGACGACCGGAGCCGUUUCGAUACGUUCAAGUGCCGGCUGGCGGGGGCCGCCUCGCUGCGCGUGGGUUUCAUCCUGCUCGGGGUGACACUGCUACUCGGCCGGAUCCUGAUGCGACGUUGGAACCGAUAGAUCAGAGUCGUUCCUCGGAUGGAUGCCGAAUUACGAGUUCAUUCGUACUUUCUGAAUUUCUGUCAUUGGAAAUAAUGAAAAAAAAAACAUUUUUAUUGUAGGAUUAUUAACAGUUAAAUGACCGCCUUCGCCGGUAAGUGCCUCGGUUUAUGCAGUGAACCACACUCGAAUAGUUAUUAGAUUGGGAAGAUUAACAUUCCGUCCAAAAUAUAAAAUUUAAUUAGUAGGACUAGUUAUAUAAGAUGUAAGAAUAUUUUAGAGCAGAAUCUCGAUGAAAAAUAGCUGAUGAAAAAAAAGACAGAUGUUUUAAAACACAGACCACGAACCGUCCAUCUUUCAAGUGAAUCUUAGACUAUAGCACAAUAGUAUAUUGUUUUUUUCUUUUAAUAAAGUCCAGAUUCUAUGUACUGCCCAUUGCUAAAUCCAGAUGUUUUUAAAAUGAGUAUUUUUCCUUUGUUAGGGCAAUUUUUGUACAAUUGUAGAAUAAUUUUAAAAUUAUUGAUUAAAACAGAUCACGAUUAAUAAAAUGAAAUGUUUAUUUUUUAAA
Messenger RNA from Malaya genurostris, 3499 nucleotides. RefSeq lists its product as uncharacterized. The coding region runs from base 535 to 2952 and encodes 805 amino acids. The transcript has 4 exons. The record is from RefSeq and is a predicted model, not a curated record. NCBI's taxonomy places the organism in Eukaryota, Metazoa, Arthropoda, Insecta, Diptera, Culicidae.